AUGUCAAUGAUAAAGUUACAAGGAUGGUGGAACAGAGAGCUAGAGAGAAAAGACCAAGAAUGGAAGGAAGAUAAGAACAAUGAAUCGCAGAGCAAAGGGAAAAAUCAAGCACUGUUUAGGCAGAAGACAAAGGAUCAGGGCAACUAUAUCAAGCUUGUCUUCAACAUGGUAGAGGCCAGCUGCCUUAAAACCACCCAGAACUGGAGAGUUCAGAAAGGGGUCUUCAGAACCACCCAGCUCCUUUGCUUCAGUGUCCUGAUCUCUGAACUAGUGAAUCAGAAAGAAGUGGCAGCAUGGACUUAUCAUUAUAGCAUCAAAGCAUACUCAUGGAAUCUUUCCCAGGCAUACUGCCAGACGUACUAUACAGAUUUAGUGGCCAUCCAGAAUAAAAAUGAAAUUAGUUACCUCAAUGACGUCAUACCUCAGUACAGCUCUUAUUACUGGAUUGGGAUACGAAAGAUAGAUAAUAAAUGGACUUGGGUGGGAACCAAAAAGCCUCUCACGGAAGAGGCUGAGAAUUGGGCUGACAAUGAGCCCAACAACAAGAAGAACAAUCAGGAUUGUGUGGAAAUUUACAUCAAGAGCCCGGUGGCCCCAGGCAAGUGGAAUGAUGAGCCCUGCAAGAAAAAAAAGCGGGCGUUGUGCUACAAAGCCUCCUGCCAGGACAUGUCCUGCAGCAAGCAAGGCGAGUGCAUCGAGACCAUUGGGAACUAUACCUGCUCCUGCUUCCCUGGGUUCUAUGGACCAGAAUGUGAAUAUGUCACAGAGUGUGGAGAACUUGACCUCCCUCAUCAUGUGCUCAUGAACUGUAGCCACCCUCUGGGAAAAUUCUCUUUCAACUCAACGUGCAGUUUCCACUGUGCUGAAGGUUACAAGCUGAAUGGACCCAGCAAUGUGGAAUGUUUGGCUUCUGGCAUCUGGACAGAUAAGCCCCCAAAGUGUAUAGCCAUUGCCUGUGAGCCACUGGAGAGUCCUCUCCAUGGGAGCCUGGACUGCUCCCCAUCCUUGCGAACUUUUCAGUACAACAGUAACUGCAGCUUUCAUUGCGCUGAGGGGUUCACGCUGAGAGGAGCUGACAUAGUUCGGUGUACUAAUUUCGGACAAUGGACAGCACCAGCCCCAGUCUGUCAAGCUGUACAGUGCCAGGAUCUUCUGGCUCCACACAAGACCCAAAUGAAUUGCUCCCACCCCUUUGGUGCCUUUAACUACCAGUCAACCUGCAGCUUCACCUGUGACAAAGGCUUACUACUGGUGGGAGCAAGCGUCCUGCAAUGCUUGGAUACUGGGGAGUGGAGUGCUCCUCCUCCAAAAUGCCAAGCCAGCACCUGCACACCUCCGCUAAGCCCUCAGAAUGGAACAAUGACCUGUAUACAACCUCUUGGAGAGUCUAGUUACAAGUCCACAUGCCAGUUCACUUGUGAUGAGGGAUUCUCUUUAUCUGGACCAGAGAGAUUGGAUUGUACACCAUCUGGACACUGGACAAAUUCCCCACCAAGGUGUGAAGCCAGCAAGUGCCCAGAAUUAUUUGCCCCAGAGCAUGGAAGCCUGGAUUGUUUGAACACCCACGGAGAAUUCAAUGUUCGCCCCACCUGUCAUUUCUUCUGUAACAAGGGCUUUAAGCUAGAGGGCUUCAACAAUGUUAAAUGCACAGUUUCUGGAAGAUGGACAGCACCUCCUCCAACUUGUAAAGCCAUCAAAUGCUCUGAGCUACACAUAGUUGAAUCAAUACUGAUGAAUUGCACCAAUGCUUGGGGAAAUUUCAGCUAUGGAUCAAUCUGCAGCUUCCAAUGUCCAGAGAGUCGAUUACUUAAUGGCUCUGUGAGAAUAGCAUGCCUAGAGAAUGGCCAGUGGUCAGCUACCAUGCCAACAUGUCAAGCGGCACCACUGACUAUCCAGGAAGUCCUAGCUUACAUUGGAGGAGCAGUGGCUUCUGUAACAGGCUUGGUGAUGGGGGGAACACUCCUGGUUCUGCUUAGAAAACGUUUCAGACGAAAAGAUGAUGGAAAAUGCCCCUUGAAUCCUCACAGCCACCUAGGAACAUACGGAGUUUUUACCAAUGCUGCAUUUGAUUUGAGCUCUUAAGAGAACUGUCCUUUAGUCACUUCACUGAACAUCCACCAGAUCCUAUUUUUAAACUCUGGGCUUCCUGCUAAACUUGAUUUUAACUAUAGUGUGUUUGGUGCAAUUUUCUGUAAAUACUUGUGAAUAAAGACAUGAAAUUGCCUUUAGAUUAGCAAUGGACCACAGCAGAAGGACUGUAUCAAAAGCCAAAACCCUCCACCCAAGACCUCUUCCUGCCCCACCUCUCCUCUUCCUUCAACAGAAGCCUCAGAAGCCAGGGCUGAAUGUUUCCACAAUAGACUGUGGUACAACCAAUUAGCCAGAGACUGGAGCUUCUGACUCACUGGCAAGCCAGACUGUGGAGAAAUUAAAAUGCCUCUACUGUGUUGAAAAGCAGGCCAUAAUUUUGACUUGAGAGAAUUCCUGUAAGAUCUCCUGGAGUCUCCAGUGGCUACUAUUUAUGAAGACUCUUAGAUCCCUGCUGUGAGGUUUCCAGAGCAGCCUGUGGAUUAAACCAGGGACAGCAAAGACAAAGAACCAAGACAGAAAAGUACAUGUCACUGUAGGCCUUCCCUCUACCAGGUACCCUCCCUUAAAGACCAUUGUU
This is a messenger RNA of Condylura cristata (star-nosed mole), 2668 nucleotides long. It is a transcript of the gene SELP, whose product is annotated as selectin P (granule membrane protein 140kDa, antigen CD62). Lineage: Eukaryota; Metazoa; Chordata; Mammalia; Eulipotyphla; Talpidae. The record is from RefSeq and is a predicted model, not a curated record. Gene Ontology annotation, molecular function: oligosaccharide binding; sialic acid binding. Gene Ontology annotation, cellular component: membrane; external side of plasma membrane. The coding region runs from base 1 to 2082 and encodes 693 amino acids. Gene Ontology annotation, biological process: heterophilic cell-cell adhesion; leukocyte tethering or rolling; response to cytokine. The transcript has 14 exons.